CGAUACUCCUGUUGGACAUUGAACGCAGCAGCGAGCAUUAGCUCAGCCCGGAGAGAGGGAUUGGGAUCCAGAGAGGGAAGGAAGGAAGAAGAGAGAGAGAUAGAUAGAUAGACGCUAAACAGGUGGUCUGAAAACACAGACAACAAUGUCGUCCGGCGGGGAGAAGCGGGACGACAUUUAGUCCUCAUUUUCCCCUGGCAGGAAUACCGGGAUAACCUCGGGCAACAACAACAAAACCCCCUCCAUGCUCCCGUGUGCUUCCCACUCGGAUUUGUCCUCCUCGUCUCGGCUUUGCUCCGAACCUGGGGAAGUCCUCGGAGCCUGAGCCAUGAAAGUGACUGUGUGCUUCGGCAGGACCCGGGUGGUGGUUCCUUGCGGGGACGGGAACAUUAAAGUCCACGCACUCAUCCAGCAGGCUGUCAUGCGAUACAAGAAGGCUAUCGCCAAGGAUGCAAACUACUGGCUGCAGGUCCACCGGCUGGAGCACGGCGACGGCGGGAUCCUGGACCUGGACGACGUGCUUUGUGACGUGGCUGACGACAAAGACAGACUGAUCGCCGUCUACGACGAGCAGGAUCCCCAUCACGGCGGCGACGGCACCAGCGCCAGCUCCACCGGGACACAGAGCCCGGACCUGUUCGCCGCAGAGCUCGGCGCCGGCAGCGUCGCCUCGGCGUUCCAGCCCUACCAGAACGCCAGCGAGAUCGAAGUCACGCCUUCGGCGCUGCGCGCCAAUAUGCCUCUCCACGUCCGGCGCAGCAGUGACCCCGCCCUGAUCACCGUCAACGGGCCGUUCAGCGCCUCGGAGUUGCGGGUCCAAACCGAAGAGCCUCCGUCCAGGAAGAACCCGACUCGCUGGUCCACCACUGCCGGCUUCCUGAAGGCUCGCCAUUCCUCGGGCACAAACAGCCUGGAGAGGAAGAGCAAAGGUUUGGACACGUACCGCAGCCUGCCGAGGGACGCCGGGACCUGGUCCAGUCAGAGAGAGUUUCAGAGAGACACGGCCAGGUCGUCGCUCAGCGCCAACCACCCCAUGGUGGACCGCUGGCUGGAAAAACAAGAGCAGGAGGAGGAGAGCAGGGAGGAUGAGAACGGGCGAAUCGAGCCGGUUGGCCGAGCCGACUCCUGCAUGGAGCACACCCCUGUCAGAUCUCUGGAAGACAUUGUGAAACUGGUGGAGGUGUCAAACGACGGCGGGCCUCUGGGGAUCCAUGUGGUGCCUUUCAGUGGCAGGGACCGCAGGACUCUUGGCUUGUUGGUCAAGCGUCUGGAGAGGGGAGGGAAGGCCGAGCACCAGGGCCUUUUCCAGGAGAACGACUGCAUCAUCCGUAUCAAUAACGGAGACCUGCGAAACAUCCGAUUCGAACAAGCACAGAACAUGUUUCGCCAGGCCAUGCGUUCCCCGGUGAUCAUGUUCCACGUGGUGCCGUCGUCCAUGAAGGCCCACUACGAACAGCUAUCGCACGCCGACAGGAACCCCUCGUUUUCCUCGGGACGCUUCAGCCCAGACUCGCUGUCCGGCAUCGAUCACAACCCACAGAGGAUAAACCGCCACGGGUCCCAAACGCAGACCCACCCGGACUCAAACAACGGCUACCCACAUCUGACCCACCCUGCCGUCACGGCGGCCAAACCUCCCACAGGCCACACCCACUCGCCUCAGAGGGGGCUGAACUCGACGCCCACGCCGGGGUAUACCAAGAAAGUGGGGAGGCGGUUUAACAUUCAGCUCAAGAAAGGCCCUGAAGGACUCGGUUUCAGCAUAACGUCGCGCGACGUCCCCAUCGGCGGCUCCGCUCCGAUCUACGUCAAAAACAUUCUCCCCCGGGGGGCCGCCAUCCAAGAUGGCCGCCUUAAGGCAGGAGACCGGCUGCUGGAGGUGAACGGCGUGGACCUGAACGGCCGGACGCAGGAGGAGGUCGUCUCGUUGCUCAGGAACACUCCGAUGGGCGGCGCGGUGGGGUUGCUGGUUCUACGCCAGGAAGACACUUUCCCACCCCGAGAAGUCAGCGCUGAACCCCAGAAGCAAUCCCACAGAGACCUGAAAACGGAGGAGGAUGAACUGGUCUUGACUCCCGAUGGGACCAGAGAGUUCCUGACCUUCGAGAUCCCGCUCAGCGACUCGGGUUCUGCAGGUUUGGGCGUCAGCGUGAAAGGCAACCGCUCCAAGGAAAACCACGCAGAUCUCGGCAUAUUUGUCAAAUCAAUCAUAAACGGUGGAGCAGCUUGCAAGGAUGGACGACUGAGGGUGAACGACCAGCUGAUUGCGGUGAACGGCGAAUCGCUGUUGGGGAAAACCAACCAAGACGCCAUGGAGACGCUGAGGAAGUCGAUGUCAACAGAAGGCAACAAGCGCGGGAUGAUCCAGCUGAUAGUGGCCCGACGAGUGGCCAAGAGAAACGAGGAUUCUUCAGGAAACCCGUUGGGAUCCCAGCAGACCGUAAACACCAGUCUGGACGACCACGAGCGCAGAAUCUCCCACUCCCUCUACGGUGGCCUGGAAGGCCUCGAUGACAACUUGAUGCCACGUCAAGGAAUGAUUCCACGCACAAUAGGAAACUAUCAGCUCUCUCCGACCGUCAACAUGCCGCAGGACGACACCGUGAUCAUCGAGGAUGACCGCCCGCCGCUCCUGCCGUCCAACAUGUCCGACCAGUCCUCGUCCAGUUCCCAUGACGAUGUGGGCUUCGUGGCUGAUGUGACUCCGCCGUGGGCCAAAGAGCUGCCUGCUCACAACGAAAGCUCUCUGAGUCCAGAUGAAAACAAUCCGGACGUCUCGUUCCAAAGGGAAGGUUUCGGACGCCAGAGCAUGUCGGAGAAACGCACCAAGCAGUUCGGAGAUGCCGCUCAGCUCGAGAUCAUCAAGACACGCAAGUCCAAGAGCAUGGACCUAGUAGCCGACGAGAUUAACCUCACUCCUCGUCCCGACACCGAUGCAGGUUCUUCCACUAAGGAUGUUGGACCUUCACUGGGCCUCAAGAAGUCCAGCUCUCUAGAGAGCCUCCAGACGGCGGUAGCAGAAGUCACCCUGAACGGUGACCUCCCGUUCCACCGGCCGCGCCCUCGCAUCAUCAGGGGGCGGGGCUGCAACGAGAGCUUCCGGGCCGCCAUCGACAAAUCCUACGACCGGCCAGCCGCCUUGGAGGACGACGACGAGGGCAUGGAGACUUUGGAGGAAGACACAGAGGAGAGUUCCCGAUCUGGGAGAGACUCUGUCUCCACCAUGGCGGACCAGACGCCGCUGUCCGCCGGCCCCGAAAAGCCUCUGGUCAACGGCACCAACCGCACCAAGGAGGAGAAGAAGAAGGACAAAGACAAACCGGGGAAGGAGAAGAAGAAACAAGAUGGAGGGAAGGAAAAGGAAAAAGAGAAGGGAAAACCAAAGAAAGGAAUGCUGAAGGGACUUGGAGACAUGUUCAGGUUUGGGAAAUACCGAAAAGAUGAGCGGCCAGCGGAGAAGAUGGACCGGAAAGGAUCGAGCAAGUGGAGGUCCGAAGAGACUCAGGUUUCUGAUGAGGAAACGAUGAAGAUGAGGAUGGAGCAAGAGAGGAUUCAAGCCAAGACGAGGGAGCUGAGGGAACGCCAAGCUCGGGAACGGGACUACGCGGAGAUCUUGGACGUCAGCCGCCCGUUGGAUAGAUCCUCUGAGGAGGAUCACACCUACUCCGGCGUGAACCCUCUGAACAUGGACAGCAGUCACAGCCGGGCCCACAGCCCCCGUGACGAAUAUUCCCACGUUCAUCACCAGCACCAGCACUCUGACUCUCUCUACUCGCCGGUCAGCCGGGCCCGAAACGACCGGCCUCCAUCCACAGACAGCAACCGGCUAACUCCUAGCAACCACGACCGGAUACAGAGGCUGCGGCAGGAGUUCCAGCAGGCCCAGAACGUUCCCGACGACCCAGACGAUCGCAGGAGGACCUACAGCUUCGAGCAGUCCUGGUCCAACGCCAGCAGCAACGGUCCGGGCGGGUACAGCCAGCCGGGCCGGCACUCGGUGUCGGUGGAGGUCCAGAUGCAGAGGCAGAGGCAGGAGGAGAGGGACUCGUUCGCCCAGGCGCAGCGGCAGUACAGCUCUCUCCCUCGACAACCCAGGAAGAAUCCCAGCACUGUCUCCCAGGACUCCUGGGACAAAGCGUACCCACCUGGAGACGUCUUCCAGACGGCCAAAGACAACCCCCGGUACUCCAGCUACCAGGGCUCCCGGAACGGCUACCAGGGCGGCGGCGGCGGGGCAGGAGUGAACGCUAGAGUCCUGCUGGAGGCCCAGGAGCUGCUGCGGCAGGAGCAGAGGCGCAGGGAGCAGGAAGCCAAAGGAAAAAUGGUGCAGGAAGGCAGCGGGAACAGCGCCUACGAGGGGUACAUCCCCCACCUGAAGGAGCCGGGGUCGCCGAAGGGCCCGUACCGACACGACGUCCCGCCUUCGCCGUCGCAGCUAGCUCGGCUCAACAGACUGGGGUCGGAAAAGGGAAGACUUUUUUAUUCCUGAGGGGGGAAAAAUUAGCAAAUUAGCACCAGAACGCAGACAACGGACUACUUGGCCUCUUAUAGCUUAGCGACUAUCUUAAAAGGCAAGCGGGUGUUUGAUGACCCGCACAAACCAUGAGUCACUCACUAACAACCACCAGAAACCCUGGUGCCUUGUCCAACCUCGUCGCCGUCACAUACCGACAAUCAGGCAGAGGAGUGGGAGCGCAGGUAUGAAUGACGCGAUCCAGCUGUUGUUUUUCAGUUAGCUUCAGAAAGCUAACUGCUCUGAAGGAGAGAGCGAUCCCACUGCCGUUUUUCAGUUAGCUUCAGAAAGCUAUCUGCUCUGAAGGAGAGUGAUCCCACUGCCGUUUUUGAGUUAGCUUCAGAAAGCUAACUGCUCUGAAGGAGAGUGAUCCCACUGCCGUUUUUCAGUUAGCGUCAGAAAGCUAACUGCUCUGAAGGAGAGUGAUCCCACUGCCGUUUUUCAGUUAGCGUCAGAAAGCUAUCUGCUCUGAAGGAGAGUGAUCCCACUGCCGUUUUUGAGUUAGCUUCAGAAAGCUAACUGCUCUGAAGGAGAGCGAGUUCCAGCUGCCGUUUUUCAGUUAGCUUCAGAAAGCUAACUGCUCUGAAGGAGAGCGAGUUCCAGCUGCCGUUUUUUUAGCUAGCUUUCAAAAGCUAACUUAAAAACAGCAGUUGGAACGCUCUUUCCUUUAUAGCAGUUCUGAAGCUAUUGCCAACUUAUAUGCCAACUGAAAAACUGAAAAACAGUCAACUUAAAGGACUUAGCUUUGGAAAGCUAACUGCUCUGAAGGAAAUGGCAUUUCAACUGCCAUUUGUUCUGUUAGCUUUGGAUAGCUAAGUGCUAUGAAGGAAUGAAAACAGGCCAGAGAGAAAGAGAGAGAGAGUGUGUGUGUGUGUGUGUGUGUUAUUAAUAAAAGCCCUCCUCAUAAAUGAUUCAUAGUGUGUGUUAUCUCCUUGGAGGAGAGUCAGGCAGAGAGGGUAGGGAUCUCUGAUCCUCUAGCCUGGCCCCUCAGCGCGGCGCUGGGCUCCACUCGCCCGCCUCCCUGCCUGUCUGUCUGGAGCUCCAUCUUCUCCUUUCAUUCUUCCUCUCUCUGUUCAUUACGCUCCUUUCUUCUACCUCAACACCUCCAUAUUCAUCCCCCCGCCUCCCUUCCUCCUCCUCUCUCCCGAGUCGGCGCUCUGCACUGAAUUUUUCAUCAGAAGCCACCUGCUGCCUGCCGGAGCCAGAGAAACGGCGCCACCAGAGGCUCCGACAGAGGGCCCGGCUUCUGACACGACGAGCCAAAUAAAAGGAGGCAGAAUAAAGAUCGGCGGGGAAACAAUGCUGCUCCCAGUGUGAAAUUAGCAGCAGCCCCUUUAUGCUGGUUUUUAACAAAAGGCAAAAUUGUCCUCCGGAGUUAAUUGCUCCAAAUUGCCAUAAUUGCUUUUUGUGUGUUUUUUUGUUGUUUUUUUUAUACCUUUUUAAGCAUUUAGCAGACACUCCUUCUGCAGUGAUUUUAAAUAGAGGCAGCAGGUGGGUGUGGGGGGAGGCACAUCCUGCUUUUAAAAACAGCAGUCGAUAAAUGAACCGAAUGCUGCUGGAUUACAAAGAGCAGGUUGGAAAACAGCAGCGUAAAAAACAGCGUCUUCAUGCAGAUGGGUUCAAGUUGUGAGUUUGAUUCUGUAACGGCAACAGUGGAGGUUAAUGCAGUUGCAUUUAUGGCUCUCAGCUGGGAAAGUAAAUUUAAAAAGUAUGUACACCUGUUAAAGAUCAUUUUGUACUUUGAGGGGUGGCAAAAGCAAAUGAGGUGGAUUGAGCAUAAAGGUAUCAGUCAGGAGAAGACUAUAAGAAAAUGCGCAUGGAGAUAAUUGGAGAAGACAUGAAAACUGGAUAUUUUUCCCCUAAAAAAGAGAUUUUUAUCAAGUAAUAAACUAUAAAUAAUCCAAAAUGUCAGAAAGUUUUGGUUCAAACCAAAGAGAGAGGAUAAGUUUUUGUUUGUGGAUCACAUUUAGAUCAUUUAACGUGAAAAGCUGCUGGAAUCGGCCCUUAGGCUGGAUGCUGCAAGGACCACAAGUGACACUGCAUUGAUCUCCUGUGUGUUAGCGUCGGUAAAAACCUGGAAAAAUUUAAUUACAAGCUUAGUUUGUAGCGUCUGGAGGUGGUAAUUUUAUUAUUAUUAUUCCUGGCAGCUUGGAAAAUGCUGAUAGGCAUAUUUCCUCCUCCAGGACAAAAAGAAUAAAUUAGUUUCAGAGGAGCUUGAGUGCAAAACUGACCAUAACUAGCAAACAAACCAGAUGGAGGUCCAACAUUAAAGAGGAAAUGAUGAAUUAAAGCUGCGAAAUGGAUGAAAAGAUCAGAUUUUAUUAAAAUGAGUCUUUACUUCUACCAGAGGAGCUGUUUAAACAAGCAGAAAUCCUUUUCUGUGACGUUUGAUGCUUUUAAUCCCACAUUCAGACCACAGGAAGUGUUUCUCUGAUAUCUCAAAAAGUGCCUGAGAAAAUAUAUCUGAACAUUUCACACAAAGUCGGGUGCGAUGCGAUUCGUUUCACAGAACUACCUGUGGAUCGACAGUGUCACCAUCAGUGUUUUUAUCCUGUUUAUCUUCAGCCAUACUGUUUAUUUUUUUCUUUUGAUGAAGCAUAACUGAAAUGGAAGUAAAAAAAGAAGCUGAUGUGCAAUUGUUUUGUUUCCAGAAGUCUUUUACAUGAUGUUUGGAGAAAUGCAAACAUUUUUUCUGUACGUAUCAAGUUGGGAAUAAAGCAGAAAGCUGUUCCUGUUU
This is a messenger RNA of Gambusia affinis (western mosquitofish), 7250 nucleotides long. RefSeq names its product par-3 family cell polarity regulator alpha, b (gene pard3ab). Bases 329 to 4489 code for a protein of 1386 amino acids. Gene Ontology annotation, cellular component: apical plasma membrane; adherens junction; apical junction complex. Gene Ontology annotation, biological process: establishment of cell polarity; establishment or maintenance of epithelial cell apical/basal polarity; microtubule cytoskeleton organization. The transcript has 25 exons. NCBI's taxonomy places the organism in Eukaryota, Metazoa, Chordata, Actinopteri, Cyprinodontiformes, Poeciliidae. The record is from RefSeq and is a predicted model, not a curated record. Gene Ontology annotation, molecular function: phosphatidylinositol binding; protein binding.